Haliotis rufescens (red abalone) is the source of this 5287-nucleotide messenger RNA. RefSeq names its product glutamate receptor-like. Gene Ontology annotation, cellular component: membrane. The record is from RefSeq and is a predicted model, not a curated record. Gene Ontology annotation, molecular function: glutamate-gated receptor activity. The coding region runs from base 1598 to 3427 and encodes 609 amino acids. NCBI's taxonomy places the organism in Eukaryota, Metazoa, Mollusca, Gastropoda, Lepetellida, Haliotidae. The transcript has 10 exons.
CUCGAUUAUUUACAGACCCCCGUCAUAUAGUUGGAAUAUUGUUGAGUCCGGCAUUAAACAAAAAACAAACAAACAAAUCUUAUAAACGCCUACUCGCGAAUCAACUUUUGAUAUCUCAGAAGUUUCCAUAUUUCCAAAUUUUCUUUAUCAUGCAGGCACAUGAGUGCGUCGUUAAACAAAACAAAAAUGAAACGUGUUUCAAAAUAGAGAUGGAAGAUCAUGAAAUGUUAGCAUUGUUGUUUUUGUGCAGAUAACAAUGAUAUUGAUGGAGUAAUGACGCAUGUUUCUAUUAAAGAUAUUUUAUAUAACAUAAAGAAUAUUUUAAACCAUGUGUGGCAAUAAUAAGGGCAAUAUUUCUCACUGUUUGCAGAUUGUAUAUAUGUAUUGUAUAUGUAUUGUGAUGUGUAUGUUUGAAUAAUUAGUUUGUAGUUAAUUACAUGACCCUGAUGUUUCGGGAAUCUUCUGAGCUUAAAGUGGGUUAGAAUCCUUGGUUUGUUUAAUGACACUAAACCCCUGCUCCUGGCUUAAAGUGGCGUUAGGCACAGCUUAUUCACUAGUCUCUCAUGUUACUAAUGUACGGAUGGGAUCAGAUUACCUUACAUGGCUUUGUUUUACUUUCACCUACAGAAAUUAAUAUUUGUUGUGUGUUCAAAAGUUUAUUGAUAGAUAAAUAGUAUGGCAGAUAAAUUCGUAUCUGCACGUGCUCCCUCAACAUCUUCUUAACGAUCUGUGUUGCAUUAAGCUGAACUAUUUACUGAAGAGAGUAGUUAACACACACACACACACACAUAUAUAUGGAGGUAUUCACAUUUCCGCAUACUGCCCAGGCCACAAUCCAUACCUGCCGUAUGUGCAGCUAUAAGCUACUGGAAGUCCGAGCACUAUCUUUGAAGGUCAAUAUCUUUAGGACACGUUGAUAAAGACGUUGCAUGAAACAUGUUGGUGUCAAAACUUGCAAUUAUAAUCACCGCAUGUUUGAUGAUUUCAAGAGGCUAUGUUAUGAACACAGCAGGUAAGUAUUUUUUCAUACGAUUAUUUGCUUACAGACAUUCUGUGCGUGCCUCACAUUUAGGGAAAACUGUAAUUUAAUAACGUGAGUGUAGUGUUAUCGUAUUGAUAAAAUAAGGAUAAUAUAUAAUAAAAUUUGUAUUUAUUACCGUUGGGGUUCUAAUGUUGUAAUGGAAAAUGACGUUUGUUUCAAACAUAUAUGAGAGCGAAAACAUUGUAAACGAUGUGCAGAGAGAGACAAUUCAAGUAUAACAUGCUUGAUGGGAACGCUUACAUUUAUCGUUCGUGAUGGAAGGAUCUGAUAUAUCUUUAUAUACCAUAAGGAACAUUACACUGUAUCGCAAGGCGUGUUCGUGUACAGUAUGUCGUGUAACUGAAACUAUAAGAUAAACUGUAUGGAAUAGCGGUAUUGAUAAAACGUACCAGUCACAGUUCUCUCUCAUGUUCUGUGACCUACUUAAACGAUGCUUUAGGGUAGCAGUUUAUGCAGUGAAAACAUCACGUACAUACAAAUACAAAUAUCCUGUCUUCAACAGCUUCACACAAGUCAUUGUUUGGAGGCCCAGAGCUGAGCGGUUUAUUGAAUUUGAUGACUCUAGACAUUGGCUCCACACUGGUGUACAUUCAUGGGGAUUCAAUAUGCAUGGAAACAACAAACACUAUAGAAGAAUGGGCACGUGACAAAAGGAUGACCUUGAUGUCCGUAUCUCUGGCCAACCUUGACGACUUUCUUACAACAGUCACGACUACUAUCAUACAAAAGAACAAAAUCAGCAUUUACCGUAAACAACUCAAUUUUAUUGUAAUCUGUGAGAGAACAAGUGAUUGCUUGAGUGGCAUUACUGAUAUGGUUUCAGACAAAGACAGAAGAUAUGGCAAACGAGCGCUUUUCCGACAUUUCUCAAAAUGGCUUUUCGUUCACCCUUACCAGGCCACAUCAUUGCCCCGUGCUAUCGACACUGAAAUCGAUAAUGUGGCUUUUGCGAUUAAGCUGAUCUUGUCUCAGGUGCAGAAUCAGAAUAGUUCCAGUUUCACUUGCACACAUGUGAUGACGCUGCAGUGGACAAGCACUGGACGAGAGUGGACACGCAUUGGUGAACCGUGCAAUGUAACCAACACAUCAACAAGCUAUAUAUCAAUUUUUCCAAAUGCACGAAGGGGAUUAAACGGUAGAAAGCUUACUAUUGUUGUUUUAGAGUGGGUUGAUUACUGUAAGAAAGUGCAAUCUCCAAAGCUUCACCCUGUAACAUACACCCAUGUGUGCAGGGAUCUUUUUGACAGUCUAGCGGCAUUUCUCAACUUUAGUUAUGUGUUUAUUGAGCCAUCUGUUACAUCGUGGGGUAAGCGGCUUCCCAACACAUCAUGGAGUGGAUUACUAGGCAUGAUAGCCCGCAAUGAAGCUGAUCUUUCCGGGGUGCCAUUUGGCAUAACAAUGGAGAGGUCAACGGUAGUAACAUACUCAUACAUGAUACAGUUCUCAGCAUAUCGUGUACUGUACAAGAAACCCAAAGAUGAAGAAACAGCCUGGCUUUCACUUUUGUCCUGCUUUAGUCUGGAAGUUUAUUUAUACGGUAUAUGUGCCAUGUUAUGGUGUAUGGGACUUUUCAAAGUAAUGGAGGAAAUUGACGUUGGACCUCGAGACGUUGGGCACAGAAGAAAACCACCCAGCUCAUCGACAACGAUGUUAAGUAUCAUUAUCGCGAUCCAGGUGCCAUUGCGUCAAGGGUUGUCAUAUCUACCUAGGAAAUUACCGAGCCGUGUCUUUUACACAUUCUGGUGGUUUUUCUGUAUAGUCAUCACGUCUGUAUACAUGGGGAAUCUCAUAUCAAUCCUCGCUGUGGUUAGAGAAAAGGUGCCUUUUAAAAAUCUAGAAGAACUCGCCACAAACACUGAAUUCUCAUUAAGUGUACCAAGAGGAUCAUACAUUGAAGAUGCGGUGAAGCAUUCUAACGACUCUAUUAUGAAGGCUUUAUGGAAAAAGGCUGUCGCAAGUAGAACCACCGAAAUCGUCAGUUCCUUAAACGAGCAUCAAGAAUUUAUAAAACUCCUUCAGUCUGGAAACCAUGCUCUAAUUGAAGUGGAAACUGUCAUAGCUGCAAUCGAACAAGAAAUAAAGGACUUGAGAGUAAUGAAAGGAAUCGUAAUCAACAUAGGACUGAGCUUGCCUUUUCCUCUCAACUCGCCGCUUGCUGAUCUGUUUUCAGAGAAACUCAUGUUACUGUAUGAUAAUGGAAUGCUUGAUGGCUGGACCAAAAAGUGGAGUACCAAUAAGCAAGAGAUUCAUGAUACUUCGACGCAAGUAAAACCACUAACCAUAGCUAAAUUGCAAAGUGCUUUGGUAGCAUGUGCUGCCGGAAUUAUACUAGCUGCGUGUAUUCUUGGAACAGAGCUCAUUAUCAAAAAGCUUAGGCGAACAUAAAAUAAUGUUAAAAUCUUACCUACAUACUACACAACAGGUUAAAUGCACACAUGAAAUCGUCUUCAGGUGAAACGUAGUAAGAAAUUCAAUAUGUACACCCAUUUGACUACCGUCAGAUAUGAAAAAGAAAGUCCCUACAAUUUCUGGAGUGAAAUUGCAUUUUCAGCAUUUUAAACGUGCGUUGUCAGUGAACCUAAGUCACGUGUUGGGCAAAGUUGAAUGUUCUGACUAUUGCGCCCUUGGUUAAUCAAUAUGUCCGAAAGCACUUUGUAUUGGUUACAUCAGCAUGAGACAUCACGUGUCCAACCCACGUCAUGCCGACUCCGCCCAGGACCACUUCAUACGGCUAUGUUAUUUCCAGCAAAUGUGAACAAGUUAGCUGCGACAACGGUGAUGUUACGCAAUAUAUGGCUUAACCAGCGAUGGGGGACUGUUUGGUUCAGCGACGUGUCAAGGGUGUACGUCGUCAUCAUCAAAAUUUGCCACCGAUUCCAUAGGGUUGGUCGACAGAUUUGACGGUGGAAGCGAAAUGAUCUGGACUGAGUCUCCCACACUGGUCGAACAAACCUGGUGCAAAUUAACAGCCUAAUGCUAGUGUGAUGAACUGCUACAGCCGUAGGUUACACAAGGAACCACGCUCAUCUUUCUACAACACAAUUCGACCCCAAACAACACACGUGGCAGCAGCAUACCUACGGAACUAUAGUGUACAAAUCCUCCCAUGGCCCUUUGAAUAAUCAGUUUUGAUCCGCGUCGCCUCGUACGACGACAUCCUGAACCACGGACCCUGCAACAGCUUGCACAUCUACUAAAGGCCGAGCUAGCUAACAUUCACCGAUGUGUUGGUCGUAUCGGCAGGGGAUACUUGAUGCUUAUGGUGGACACUAGAUACCAGAUAUGUUGAGUUCUCAUUACCUUGAUGUUCGUCAUUUUCCGUGUAAUUUCUUCAUAUUGGACACGUGUCCACUGUUGUCCUAUUUGCAUUAUGGCAUUACUUCAAGUGUUCAUAUGUGCAGUAAAUGUGUGUUACUUCAUCUAACAAAAGUUUGGUUUCUCUUUCUUAAGACUAUUUCUUAAUUAUUUCCCUAUAAUGCAUUUUUACAUGUUCUUCUUAUGCAAAAAAUGGUUUGGUAAAUCAUUAUUCAAGACACGACAUAGGAUUGUUGCUAUAUUUAGCCUUUUGGUAAAACCAAGAAUAUGUAUGAUCAGGAAUGAAGGGAUAACAGCACAUAUUGCAAACCCACCUAAAAUAUAUCAACGAUUUAUGAAGUCAGAAAAAUGUGAAAAAUGAAUGAUGUAUUUCAUUACUGAAAGACUAUAGGCCCAUAGUAAAUAUAGAUUUGUUGUUCGGUAGCAAAUUAGAUUUUAAGUAACAUGGAAUUAAAAAUAAAUGAACAAUUCCGCAUCGAAAGGCUACGAACAGUUGCCACAAAUUCUGUAAACGUAUAUAAAGUAGGAUUAUUGAGGGAGAGAGUGAGUUGGAUGUAACGCCACUUUGAACAGUGUUUGAAUUACAUCAGUGUCACAUUAAUAACGGAGAAAUUAUUUCUUGAAUUGUGACUUUGUUGUGGUUACCGCCACUCUCAGCUCGAUUUGGGAGGAAAACCCCAGUGAUGCAUAUGCAAGUCUCUGACGUUUACCACGUUUGGUGAAACACACGAUCAAGUGUGUGGUGCUGAUAAAUCUACAAACAUUAUCAGGGCAAAUCUUGGAUUCGAACCCACGACCAUAGGUUACUGGCAAGCCUGAGUGACACAGUUCUACCCAGCGAAUUGCAGUACCAUAAACAACUAGGUUCCAUGACCCCCUAAGUAGGAAUAAUAUACUAGCGGAAAAAAUAUUGUGCAGCUUAAAAUAAUC